UCCCUGGGCUCGUGCGCACCGACUCUCGUCUACAUGCAAACAUGGCGAAACUCUUUCCCGUUACUCCGCCACCCUUACCGUCCUCCGCCUCCUCAUCGUUAACAUCACCGUCUUCCCCMCCGCCGCCGCCGCACUCCCCGGUACCGUGAUGACCCGGGAGGAUGGAGAAGUUGUCGGCGAGCCUGUCGGAGAUCGCUUGGAGCCCGUUGGCGCUGCCGCUGGACGCGGUGGUCAGCAAGUUUCGACUGCCCACCCUGGUCCGUCUGGCCCACGGGAAGUUCAAGUUACUGGAUGAAGAUCGUGACGUCAGGGAUCCAGUCCAGUAUUUCUCCAGCGUGGAGGAAGUUGCCGGAGUCUUCCCUGAUCGGGUCUUUGUCAUGGAGACAAUCACUUUCAGUGUGAAGGUGGUUUCAGGGGAGUUCAGUGAAGACAGCGAGCCCUACAGCUUCACUCUGCAGGCUGGAGAUGAGCUGUCACUCAUGGGGAAGGCGGAGCUUCUCUGUGCCACACCCCCAAAGGAAAAAACAGGACUUAGCGCGCUCCUGAGACGCCUGGGAAAGACUCCUAGAACUGCUCGCCCUCUCCUGACUCCGCCCUCUACUGUUACCCAUGUUCCUGGGCAGACUGUCCUGCUCCUAAUGCAGCCAGUCCGGAGCAAGUCCCCGUCUUCCCUGCAGACAACUCGUCCAGCUCUCAGCCAGUGCAGGUCACCUGGGCAGAUUCCUUCACGCCAUCCGCCCCUCGCCUCAGGCCGCCGCCCCCUCAGAGUCGCUUCGCUCCCUUCGGAGCGUUGAACCCUUUUAACCGUCAGUCCCCGUGCCCCUCGCCUGAGCCCGCUGCUAAUCCCACCGCAGAUGCCUCCAGAGGUGCAGAAGGUGGUGGAACAUCAGUGAACGUUGCAGAAGGAUCAGCGUCACCUCCUGACCCMACCUGGAGACCACCUGCUGACCUGUCAACGCUCUCAUUGGAGGAAGUGUCGGCGUGCCUGCGCUUCAUCGGCCUACCUGAGGCAGCCGUGGAGGUCUUCCAGAGAGAGCGAAUAGACGGCAGCCUCCUGGUGCAGCUGACCGAGGACAUCCUGUCACAUGACUUCCACCUGAGCCGACURCAUGUGACCAAAAUCAGUCAGUUCAUCCAGGGCUGGAGGCCCAAACUCUGACAGCUCUGUGUGUCUGACCAUGUGCCUUCACUGUGACCAGCUGAGUCACAACCCUGACUUAACUUAACCUAACCUGACUUAAMCCUCUGGUGAAGCCUAAGAAACCACACUCUGGUUAAACCACUGAACUGACUGAAUCCAGACUGGAACCAGUUUACUAACACUGGUUCAAACAGGAGCUACAUGGUGAAAAAUGUCC
Austrofundulus limnaeus is the source of this 1358-nucleotide messenger RNA. It is a transcript of the gene garem2, whose product is annotated as GRB2 associated, regulator of MAPK1-like. NCBI's taxonomy places the organism in Eukaryota, Metazoa, Chordata, Actinopteri, Cyprinodontiformes, Rivulidae. The record is from RefSeq and is a predicted model, not a curated record.